Molecule: messenger RNA, 1892 nt
Organism: Exophiala dermatitidis NIH/UT8656
Lineage: Eukaryota; Fungi; Ascomycota; Eurotiomycetes; Chaetothyriales; Herpotrichiellaceae
Exons: 1
Coding region: 210-1442 (410 amino acids)
Biological process (GO): proteasome-mediated ubiquitin-dependent protein catabolic process
Cellular component (GO): nucleus; GID complex; cytoplasm
Molecular function (GO): ubiquitin protein ligase activity; protein binding
Source: RefSeq, a predicted model, not a curated record
CUUCACGCCUCCACCGCAACAGGUCAUGCGUCCCAUUGUAUCCAAGGCACCAUCAUCUUCUCAAUACAUCAUCCAUCUGCCUUUAUCUACCUUAGAUCUACCACUGCAUUGCAGCCUGCCGUCAGAGAACGACUGACGAUGACACAAACCAGAUUCGAAAGCGAAUUCAGGUGACUCCCGCAUCUGCGUGAGCCCGCACUCUCCCAGCAAUGGAGGCGAUUCAGAAAGAGCAUGAUAAGGUGUGGAACAACUGCAAGCAGUCUAAAACAGCCCGUCAUGUCGAUGACAUUAUCAAUGCGCUCCAAAAGGCGAGGGAUGCCAUUGCCGAAGAUCCCAAUUCGCGACAGAUCACCCUGGCAAAGCUACAGAACCCGGUAAAGACAUCGUUCGACGGGAUAUUUUCAGGGCUGAAGGACACACAUGGAUUGCACAACAAAUACACAAGAGCGUUGGAUAAGGUGUUCAAGGAUAAAGUGCCCAGCAAUGAGAUUGACGCCCUGUCUUCCCACCCCACCCUCAUCAACCGAGCCAUCUAUCUACACCUGCUCCGAGAGGGACUAUUUGAUGUGGCCUCAACCUUUCACUCGGAAGCCCUCGAGAAACAGCGGCUCCAACAAGAAACGGCGGCCAAUCUGGGCUUAGACGUGCCUAUGGAGCAUCCUUUGGGACUGGACAAAACCUCGGAGGAGAGCAUGCAGGAACAGUUCUCCAAUAUGUACCAUAUCCUGAGCGAACUGAAAGCCAACCACAACUUGCAGCCGGCCAUUGAAUGGGCGCGGCGAAACGGCACGGCACUGGAAGGUCGCGGGAGUAAUCUGGAGUUCGAACUUUGCAGAUUACAGUUUGUGAAUUUAUUCAUGGAGCGUCGACCAGAAGAUCAAUCUGAAUUCGAUGGACCCAUGCGAGCCCUCCAAUACGCUCAGACCGAAUUCCAGUCUUUUCGUGGCCGAUAUCUGAUUGAGAUACAACAGCUGGUGGGCGCGAUUCCCUUUUCCUCCAAUCUUGAAGAGUCGCCAUACCACACUCGCUUCAACAACUCCACCGCCUGGGAUGAAGUUGCCAACUCUUUUAUCCGCGAAUUCUGCUCUCUACUCGAACUAUCUGCAGACUCACCAUUAUAUAUUGCGGCAACCGCGGGAGCUAUCGCCCUGCCUACGCUUCUAAAGCUGCAAACCAUUCAAAAGCAGAAGCGUACGGAAUGGACCUCACAGAACGAGUUGCCUGUCGAGACACCACUUCCUGCUUCAUACCGCUUUCACUCUAUCUUUGUCUGCCCGGUCUCCAAAGAACAAGCAACUGAUCAGAAUCCGCCCAUGAUGCUACCGUGCCAUCACGUCAUCGCGCAGGAGUCCUUGCAAAAGCUAAGCAAGGGCGCCAAAUUCAAGUGUCCAUACUGCCCGAUUGAAAGCCACCCUAAGGAGGCAAAGAGGGUUUUCAUCUAAGAUGGAAUGCGAACAUAGUGUCGAAACGUAAACCAAAUUCCUCUCCCAGCAUCGUCGUUGUGUGCCUUUGGGCGACACAUGAAGCGGGCUUGGAAGAGGUUGUUGGGACAGCGUUGUGAAAGGCGUACUAGGCGCCUGCUAGAUGAUGUGAAGGCAAGGCAAUACCAACAGAGGAUAUAUGAUCUCUUCUCCUGCCAACGCUAUGGAAGACUCGUGUCUCCGUUGCCUGGUGGUCUCUGCAUCUCAUAAAAUAGUUUCUGGGGCAGAUUGGUCGGGGAUGUGACAUCAGAACAGUAGUACAGUGGGAUUGGAAGAGGUCAGUGUGAAUUCGCUUAGCGAGCGAUGGAGCUAGGUUCAAGUUGGUGCUGGGUUUCAAUCCAGGAACAAUACUUUUAGCAAAUGAACAUGUACCUUUUGCAAGUCAGCUUAACGUCCGCCCUGUCACCGGUA